AUGUCUUCUUCCAAUAAUGAUUACAAUAAUUGUAAUAACAGUGGAGUGCACCCACUAUCUCUUUAUCUAGCUUCACUCUCCGGCCAUCAAGGCAUCAUCCGUAAUCCCUACAGUCAUCAGCUAACUGCAUCUCCGGCCAAAAUGGUAUCAGCAGUGCCUGAGUCUUUGAUCGAUUACAUGGCGUUUAACUCAAACAAUUCUGUGAAUCAGCAAAGUUUCGAGAUUCCUGAGGUGUCAAGGGAAAUCAAGAAGGCGGUGAAGAAGGACCGGCAUAGCAAGAUUUACACGGCACAAGGGCUUAGAGACAGGAGGGUAAGGCUUUCUAUUGGGGUUGCUCGCCAAUUCUUCGACCUACAGGAUAUGUUGGGGUUUGAUAAAGCCAGUAAAACAUUAGACUGGUUACUCAAUAAAUCAAGAAAAGCCAUCAGAGAGCUUGUCCAAGAAAAAAAGCUCAACAAUGAUGAUAAUGAUAUUGGAAACAAUGGAGGUGAUCUGGAAGAGGAAGAGGAUGUUGAUGACGAUGAUGAUGCCAACAAAAGAUUUUUGUAUGGUUCGAGUCCUGAGUACUGUGAAGAAGACGUGGUAUGUGAAGUCAAGAAGGCAGAAAAGAGAAAGAAGAAGAGUGACUCGAGCAACAUAUCUUCAAAGGGUGCAAGAGCAAAAGAUAAGGGAAAAGCAAAGGAGAGAACAAGGCAGAUGGCCUAUGAUCAUCCAGAAACCUUCUCAGAUAUCACACAUUCUGAAAUCAUGGACCCAUUCAAGAGGUCUACAAUCUUCAAUGAAGGAGAAGACAUGGCACAUCCUUUCUACAAGGAAGCAAUGGCAGAGUUUAAUAAUCAAGAAUCUAUCUUAACCAAGACGAAGAUCAACCUUCCAACGAAUAUGGAUCAAAGUUACAAUCAACAUUAUGGGACAUUUCUGUUGAAAGAUCAGAGGUCUAGCAGCAGCUAUAAUACCAUUCUGCCUCAAAAUUUGGAUUUUGAUUAUGAUCAAAGCCCUUUUGUUGAUCAACCCUUUUGUGCAGUCACCGACACAAAUUUCCCCAGAGGUAUAGUUUGGAUUCAAGACUCUUUUCUAGCUUAA
Eutrema salsugineum is the source of this 1083-nucleotide messenger RNA. Its product is annotated as transcription factor TCP1. NCBI's taxonomy places the organism in Eukaryota, Viridiplantae, Streptophyta, Magnoliopsida, Brassicales, Brassicaceae. The transcript has a single exon. The coding region runs from base 1 to 1083 and encodes 360 amino acids. Gene Ontology annotation, molecular function: DNA-binding transcription factor activity; sequence-specific DNA binding. Gene Ontology annotation, biological process: regulation of secondary shoot formation. The record is from RefSeq and is a predicted model, not a curated record. Gene Ontology annotation, cellular component: nucleus.